Ostertagia ostertagi is the source of this 1017-nucleotide messenger RNA. NCBI's taxonomy places the organism in Eukaryota, Metazoa, Nematoda, Chromadorea, Rhabditida, Trichostrongylidae. The record is from the annotation of a GenBank genome assembly.
GAGUUAUCGUCGCGAUUCGAGAGUGUCAGUGCCGAUAUUAAAAGUCCAGGAUUUCGAUUCGAAGAGCGGACAACUACAAAGCCGUACGUGGAAUUCAAGGAUACUCAUAACGUCGACCUCACCGUCGAGCUAAACAGGGAGCAGAGAGGACAGGGCGCCACCUUUAUUUCGCAUAUCAGUCACCACGUUCAACCCCCACCGUCGACGACGACUGCAACUUCGAGAAUAACGGCCGUUGGCGCUCAAUCAUCCACAGGUCCGGAAUCGCGGCAAAGAGUCAUGCCUCCCACUACCGUCUAUCGUACAGUGGAUAUACCGUUCGAUGAAUCACCUGCCGCAUAUCAGCCGAAGAAGGUGGUCAUCCUGUGUCUAUCUGUUACCGUAGAGGAAAACGUCCGCACUGUGACGGUGACUAUGGGCACACAUCCGGUGCAGAAAGGUCUGGGAUUCUCGAUCACAAUCGAGCGUGGACGUCCGACCAUCGAUAGCGUCAUAGUCAGCUCACCGGCCGAUCGAGCAGGACUUCUGAUCGGAGAUCGUGUGAUUUCCAUAAACGGUGAAGAACUCAAGGAUAAAUAUCCGUCGGCGAUCAACCGCAUGUUACACGAAGCUGCCAGAUUGGGUGAAGCUGAAGUAUGCAUUGAACGAAAGGACGCAAAAAUCGCUCAAGUGAAAUCGAUCACAUCGGUGGAGAAUUUCGACAAAGUUCGUUCGGUGUUCACCGAACAGAAGACGAUCGAUUCCUAUGCGGAGUUCAAGCGGAAACACAGCCGAGGCAUGCUGCUUCUCUUCUUUUACGCUUUCUAUCUGGUGACAUCAAUGCACGAAAAAACUGGUCCAGGUAAAUUGACAGAUUUCGUGCCAGAAAGUGAACGAGCCGCUGCGAAGGCAAAGGAGGAAGAGAAGAAAGAAUUUUCCUAUCGUCGUGCUUCUGAUGAGGAACCGCGUCUGAUACGCAAUUAUGACUUACCACCAGCAACGCCAACAACCACAAGAGUCACUCCAAUUCCCGUCACG